This is a messenger RNA of Punica granatum (pomegranate), 1687 nucleotides long. The record is from RefSeq and is a predicted model, not a curated record. Lineage: Eukaryota; Viridiplantae; Streptophyta; Magnoliopsida; Myrtales; Lythraceae.
UUUGCCGAGGACAUAAAAUGAAGAAAAAGAAAGUUGAACAGAUAAUACACAACUGCACAUUGUACAAAAGUUUGAGUACCAUUUUACAAAAGCAAAGAGAUGGGGACCAAAUCGAAGAAUUGAUCCACUCCGCCGUCACCGCCGCUCCGCCUUUUAUUACUCUCCUCAGUUCACGCUCGCCGUCACUCUCCGCCACUCCGCCGCGCUCGGCCUUUUCUUGCUACGCCGAUCGGCCACCCUCUUACUAUUCUUAGACACCUACGAUUCAAUCGGCUCCUCUCCGCUGCCCGCCGAGCCUCCCAUCUCCGACCGACGCGUGCAAUCUCUGACACCCAGGUCUCCUCCUCCGACGCCUUCCCCUGCCCUUGGCGACCGUUUCCGACACAUUGAACAUAUAUGAGGAUGGUGGGAUGCCUUCCAUGAACCAUUAGUGUGAUCUUUGAAUUGGUACUGGCGGACUCAAAACUGAAGCUUCUCUCCCAGCUCGGUCAUGGCUUCUGCCCCUUCGAAGCUGUAUGCAGAUGAUGUCAGUCUCCUGGUGGUGUUGUUAGAUACGAAUCCUUUCUUCUGGAGUAGCUCCCCUCUCCCAUUCUCCAAGUUCAUCUCACACGUGCUCGCUUUCCUGAAUACUACUUUGCGGCUCCAUCAGCUGAAUCAAGUUGUGGUUAUUGCCACUGGGUAUAAUUGCUGUGAUUACAUUUAUGAUUCUUCCUCUGCCACCAAUCAGAGCUCCGGGACCGGGAUGAUGCCUGCAUUUUGCUCCAAUUUACUGGAGAAAUUGGACAAAUUUGUGACCAGAGAUGAGCAGCUAGAGAAAGGAGGGCAGGAAGGUGGAAUAGCAUCUUCCUUGCUGUCUGGGUCACUUUCCAUGGCUCUUUGCUAUAUACAACGAAUUUUCCGUUCGGGUCCUUUGCAUCCACAUCCUCGGAUUUUGUGUUUGCAUGGAUCUCCAGAUGGGCCUGAACAAUAUGUUGCUAUCAUGAAUGCAAUUUUCUCUGCUCAACGUUCUAUGGUGCCAAUAGACUCUUGUUACAUAGGAGCACAAAACUCAGCCUUCCUCCAACAGGCUUCCUAUAUAACUGGUGGCGUGUAUUUGAAGCCACAGAUACUGGAUGGCCUGUUUCAAUAUUUAUCGACGGUUUAUGCCACUGAUCUACAUUCCCGUGGUUCUUUGCAACUCCCAAAGUCUGUUGGUGUAGAUUUCCGUGCAUCGUGUUUUUGUCAUAAAAGGACUAUUGAUAUGGGCUACAUCUGCUCAGUAUGUCUCUCCAUAUUCUGCAUGCAUCAUAAGAAAUGUUCGACGUGCGGGUCUGUUUUUGGCCAAGCCCAAUCAGAUGUAGCCUCCACAUCUAAUAAAAGAAAGACGCCUGACACAUAAAGAAAAACCAGGGACAAUUCAAUUAAUGAAGUUUUUCGUAAAUCGGUCCUUCUGGCCUUCGGUUUGGGAAAGAGCAAACACAAACUUGAGAAGGCUUCAAGAUGAUUCAUGACUCGGGAUCGAUCACGUACCCUUAUGGUCUAGGGAUAAGUCAGAUGACUCAUCUGGAGGAAUUGGAGGUUAUAAGGUUUGUUGCUCGUCAGAACUUUGAGAUGCUGUAAGCCUGUCAGAAUUUUGAGAUGCUGUGGUUUCCAAUAACGAUACUAGAGAAAAUUCAGCAUGAAAUUGAAGAAGCAAAUUGAGUUUUAA